Messenger RNA from Caenorhabditis auriculariae, 14196 nucleotides. Lineage: Eukaryota; Metazoa; Nematoda; Chromadorea; Rhabditida; Rhabditidae. The record is from the annotation of a GenBank genome assembly.
AUGAAAGAUAGAAAUUUAAUAAUUGCCGAGUCUAGCCAGUUCGAUGAAACCUUUGCGAAAAGUAAGUUUUUUGAUGUUGGACAAAACUAAUAAGUUCUAUUUAGUUGAGGAAGCUGAUACGGAGAUGAAUUAUCUGUUGAAUCUUGUUGAAAAAAGCGAUUCGAAUAGUGUUGGAUCAAUCUUAGGGUUGGCUUUGAUUUUUUGAGUUCAUAUCGAAAUUAAAAGACUGUUCAGGGGAAUUUACAACAGUGGCGAAUCUAAAAGCUUCUUUCGAGCCUUGCAACGUAGAUGCGAUGACUAUGACAAGGAAAUUCGCACGGUUGAUCAUUUAUUUUCAGUCAUUUUUUAAUUUACGGAUUUGCUGCAGUCUAAGAGAUCAUAAGAAACUCGAUACUUUUAUGAAAAAGCACUUUAUUAACGACUUUCUCAUAACUUUAGUUCUUCAGACGUCGGUUCAGCAUUUUGAUAACUUUUCUUCGUCUGUCCAGGAAGUAAUCGAGUUACAGAGCGAGUACCGAGAAAUAAGGGUAUUUUAUUAAGAUAUUGUUCACUUUUGGCAAUUAUUGUCAGGAUGUUUGUUCUCGCAUCGAUGUCGAUAUUAAAACUGAAAGUCUUCGGGUGUCUCGGAAAGUUGAAGAAAUCCUACGUUACAGGUUGUUUCCUUUCCAUCAUUCCCCCGUCAUUUACUCUUUUUCAGAAGAACAAUCAAGAAUGCUUUCACAGCAAUAGGAAAGAUGUCGGAGUGCAUUCCAGUAUUAGUCAAAUACGGACGACUGCUGGAUCUUCUCGAAAAUAGAAAGUUUCAUAGAAAAGGUUUUGAAUGUCAAAGAUUCGUUCAGGUACUAUCAAGCGCUGAGAGUUUUGGAAUCCUUGGAAAAUUCCUACUUGCCUUUGAUAGAGAGAUACCGUUUCUCCCAGGGUAUAUCGAGUUCUUUUCCCCUGAUGCGUCAGAAAAUCAAACUGGAGGUGGGUAUAACAUUUCCUAUCUCUAAGUUUCCCAGGAAAUUUAAAAUUGAGGGAAAACUUCAGGCUUAUUCGGAAUUCAAAGACUUUCUGGAGAGCGUAAAAAAAGUAGCAGGGAGGGUAGGAGUCUUGGCGAAUCAUCAAUGUGUUAGUUCUCCGUAGAAUCUUGGGAUAAUAUUUCUAAAUUGAGGCGACGGAGGAAAACAUGAUGAAGCAUUUGGGAGACAAUUUGAUGAGCAGAUUGAGAGAGUCCAUCAGGUGUUUGAGUCUGAAUGCUUGUCACGGUUUCCAUUCCUUCAGUGGUUCGGCCAUCAUCGAGUUUUCGAUAUCCAGUGACGGUAGAAUUAUAAAAAGGAGCUGCGCUACUCCAAAUCGCGUCGAAACAGAGGAAGUAGAAAGAAAUUGUUGAAAACAAAGAAGUGCAAUGUUUACAGAACGAGGCUUUUCUUUCAGCUCAGGAUUUGAUUGACUUCGCCCCUCUUUAUAGGUUUCGACAAGAUUAUCUCUUGGUUCGACUUUAAUCAGCUCAGGAGCUACCAAAUUUUCACUCUACUGGACACAAAAGCCGAGUUCGACAAGUACUACACUAUGCAACGAAUGGAACAAUGUCGUGUCCUAGUACAGGGUUUCAAUAAGGUUUUUUGCCCUAAAUAUUUGAAGUUCUUCGAAGUUUCUAGGUUGAUUCCUUCGGCAGCCAAAUCGGUUACGUGAACGAAGUUGUCGGCUUCUUCGUAAUCGAAGAUGCGGUCCUCACGACCAAUAUCGGAUUGGUAUGUCCAUUCCAUUGAACUCUGGGCAUUUUUUCUGAUUUUCCAGUCCUCCAACGAGUUCAAAGAUCAGUUGUGGGAAAUUGCGCUUUGUAGUAGUGAACGAAAUUUCCUCGCUGAGUUUGUGAGUUUCAUUCGGAUUUUCUUGAAAUUUGUCUCUGAUCCCCAGAUGAAAAGUGACGUGGAGACUAUGAUGAGAAUGAAGAAGUUGAUACAAUUAUUUGCCUUCACCAUGCAAUCUUACGGUUAUUCCGUUUCAGCACUUUACAAUUUGCUGCGAAAAUUCAGGUCGUCCAUUUGUUUCUUGCCUUCUUGAACUGUGUCCUUGCAGAGACGCCUAUGUGGGUUUGUUGUUGGCAGAUUGCUGCAAAAACUUCGAAGUUGAACUGGGAAGAGACAAUUUCGCGCCUUUGCUCGUUUAUGAAGAGGAAUACGAGAGCAUUGUUGCUGAGAUGCCCAUCUUCAAAAAAGAGAGAAAUGAGGUGUCAAUAAUAGUCCGUUCAAUAUAAAACUCAGAUAACUUUUGUGAAAAAAGGCGAGACCCAUGAAAGAGUUUCCUCCAGAGCUGCGCUCUGGGUCUGCCGGAAUGGCCAUAGUGUUGCAACGCGGUAGAAAAUUUGCCGCUUUUCGAACCUUUGUGUCUCGAAGUUUUCACAGAGUGUGUAAAUGGGGAAGUGAGUGAUCGAAAGUGUGUUAUUAGAAAAAUCAUGCGGUGUGAGUUAUGAAAUGAAAUAAAAAAGUUCGCGAUUGCGGCGAUUGUGUGUCGAUUCGGCCAUCACCCUCACCCCGUGCACAGCUCUGAUUCCAUCCACGAAGAUUCUUCUUUAUAGAACUCUAUUUUGCCUUCAGAAUGCUUUCCCCAAAACGUUGCCUUUUUCUCGGUUUGUCGUGACUGUUUAUUCGAACGCCAAACACUAUAUCAUAGCAAGUCUGCAAUUUAUGGAGGAUUUGCGAUUGACUUCGCUGGAAACAGAAAGCGUCGCUGCUCGGUUUGAAGACUCGAUUUUUGUCUUUCAAUUCAGAAUCUUUCCAGUUGUGCCAACGAUCUCGUAUCGAAGUGGGUGGAAAUGUUGGAAAUCUUUUUGAAGCACUGUGUCACCCUUCCCCAGGUAAUAUUUGACACCGUCAAGGAUAAUUUCGCGUGUCUUUGAGUUGACCCAAACUGCAACUAACGUUCGAUACCUCGAAGACUGCUGUGAACAUCUGGGGGAAUUCAUCACGAAAGCGUUGAUCAGAGAAAACUCUCCAGAACAUCAUGUCGUACUCUCACAGAAGGCUUUCCGUGGUCUCGUAGUAGACGUUUGGAACUAGUUGUGUCAGAUUCUUUAGAAAACGGGUUCAGAUAGAGCAAAGGAUCGAAGAGUUCAUGUGCCAUAAGGUGGACGAGUUCAUGGAGCUCGCCGACUACCGCUGGGACCUGUCCGAAUCUUCGGGCCGAGCUUCCGUCUUCAUCUCUGACCUGAUAAACUUCCUGCACGCGUCUCUCAUCUCCUUCAGAGAUAUGUCCGAGCAGUUCAUCAAGCACAUUUGCAUGCAGGUAUAUCUAUUUUGUGGAAAUUACGUAAAUAUCUUUUGAAAUCGCAGCAUGGCGCCAAUAAUUUACUCGAUUAUCUCAGAGAAUGGGUUUCUAGUAAGCGCUAGAUGCGAAUUCAGCAUUCACAAACCUCAAAAAAAGUGAGAAAAUGCUUUUUUUAUAUCAUUAUCUAAAAUUUCUGCGAAAGUUUAUGUUUUUACUGGGAAUAUAGGAAGAGAGUGUAAUCUCUAAUGUUAGAAAUUUUUCUGCGCUACCCAAUAACAAAAAAAGUGCAAGGUGUACCAAACAAAUAUCAGUCAAAAACAUGAGAAAGUGAGCGAGAUACUAGAAAAAGUUUUGAGAUUUGGGAAAGUUGUUUCUAAAAUAAUAUUCUUACGAAUGAAGAACAUUUAGGGAUAUUAUUUUCGAAUCAUUGAUUGAGUUCAUUUCGAUAUUUCCGUCGUAUUCGAAAGUUUUGUCAUGGAAAAGUAUUAAUGCCAUGUUUUCUACUGAAGUCAACUCCUGACAGACUUGCAAGCACCUGUCGACACGGCUGUCCGAGCUUCUGCUCUCUUCCGAGACGAAGUUCUUGUCCCGGGGCGCUCUAGAACAGUUCAACCUCGACGUGAUGCAGUGCGAGACUUUCGCAGCCCGAUGUCCUGUCUCCGAUUUCGACCACGAGACUUUGGCGGUCGCCUUCGCACAUCUCAGGUGUGUUCUGAGUUAGACCGAGAGCGUCAAAAAACGGACGAGCUCCAUAUUUUUCGAUUCUUUGAAAACUAAUCAGAAAUAAUUCUAGAAAAAUGCACGAUACACACUUUUUCAUUUUUUUGAGAACUUACGUCUAGAAUAUCCCUUUUUUAAACUCUACACUCAAAAAAAGAACUAGACUUCGAAAUAAAAUCUGCGAUUUCAAUAGUCUUCAUCUAGUAUCUCGAAAGUUUCCAUAACGAAUAUUCAGAGAGUUUCGGAGUUGUAAUUUUUUUUCUUUUGUGAAAACAGUGUAAGUUUACUUUUUUGACCCGAAUUGCGGGUCCUUGAAAUGCGUGCUGUUCUUGAGUUUCGUAUAAAGUUUUUCCAGAAAUGAUUUCGAUAAUUUCUAAAAAAUUCAGCAAUUUUUUUCCAGACAACUAUUAGACCUUGUCAUUUGCGCUGACUGGACCACCUACCUGGCCGAAUAUGGUCGCCAAACGGUCAAAUACAACAGAGUGAACCCUAAAGCAGGGCAUAUUGUACUCGAAAAGUUGGUUCUUCAGUUACUUGAAUAUUAUUUAUUGGAAAAGGGAGACGGAGAGAUGGCAAUUGAAUGAGAGUAAAAUGGGUAGAUUACCAUGGUUUUGAAUUUUUUUUUCAGUUAAACCCUAUUCAAUUCAUCGAUUUUUCUUCAAAGGUCAACGUAUCAGACGUUUUCAAAAUGCAAGAAAAAUUUUCUAUUUUUCUACUUUUUUAUUUUUGAAAAACUGUUUGAAUUAAACCCAAACCCCUCAAAUUUGCACUCUUAGUAUUUGGCAAGAGUUUCACCCAAAAAGAAAGGAUUUUUUACAGGGAUAAUUUUUCCCUAGGUUGUCUAAAAAUCUAUGCACUUCCCUUUGAAAGAUGAGAAAAACCACUUUCUUUCACCAUUGAACUGCUUCGUUUCUUUCUUUUCGCGUCAUCAAGUCCCUCAGGAUGAUGGAGUUCGAGCGGCGAAGCCAGGUUUUCUUCAUCCGAAACCGCAGCGACACCCGCAAGCUCUUCGACACGAUCCUUCAACAGCUCCAAUCGCUUUCCUGUUAAAAUAGUUUGGUAAUUACAAGUCGAUUUAAUUGCACGAUGUUCUUUUUCAUGUGAAUAGCAUAAAGUAUUGCCGUACCGCUUCCUUUUCCGACGUUUUCGUUCAAAAAUCAAAAAAAGAAAAAAAGAAAAUGCGCCUUUGGAUUAAAAAUAUAAGAACGCCAUCAACACCGGAAGGCCUCAAAUUCCCUGAUUAUUUUUUCGAGCAUUUGUAAAAGACAGAAAUAGACGAAGUUUUAUUUUCAAAAAAAAAACUAUGACAACUUUCUCUAAAUCUCAAUUUACGGAUCGUCAGCCUUGGGAAAAUCUGCUAUGAGGGGAAUAAUUAAUAGUAAACGAUUAAUUAGAAGAAUUGUUCAUCUGAAAAACAAGAUGGGCAGAAAUCAUUUGUGAAGACGUGUUUCCGUCGUCUAUUUUUCGUUUUCUGCUCUCCGUUUCACUUUGGUGUCCGUUUCUCAUUUGAGUGACCGUUCUGUUUUUCAAUAUUUUGGAUCGGUAAACGUUUAACUCUUCUGAAGCAUUUUAAAUAGGUUAGAAUUUUUUUCUUCUUUUUUUUUUAGCUAGAGGACCAUUCUUUUCCGUUUUUCUUUCCAUUUUCCAAUGGAGAAGUGUUUUUCGAGCGUGGAUUAGCUUCGUGUUUUCAGGUCAUCUCGUCACUAUUCCAAAUCCUCCCCUUAAUAUCCAUUUUAGUUUAAUCAGUUUUCUUUUUUUCCUGUCCUGCUAGUCUGAUUAUUUUUUUGGUUUCUCUUUUCUCUGUUGUUCCGAAUAAGUUUUAACUACAAAACAUUAACGUCUUAUUCAAUAUUCAGCUCAAUAUGAGUGUAUGUUCCCACGCUGAAGGAGCCCUCAUUCAGAGUUAUGAAAAAAAAAAAUCGCGUGCCUCAUUUGCAGAAAAAAUUCAUUGAGAUUUUGAGUGAUUUUUGCUCCGUCGCCACAGAUGCCCGACUUCUUCCUCAAUGUCCCCAAUGGCGAAACAUCGCAUAAUAACAGAGAACGGAGGUUUUUGUGUUUUCAAACGAGUAAGAAUCGAAGUUUGGUUUCAGGAGCAGCGAUGGAUGUCUCAGCGCCGGCGAGUUUCUUUCAAACCGGAUGAGAGUCAAAAAUCGUGGCCCUUCACAUGAACAACAGACGCGGCCCAAGCAGCUUGGGAUCGUGCCCACUCUGCUUGAUUUCCACUUGCUCGAAGUCCUCAAGAAAAACUACGAGAUUGGUAGGUUACUUUCGGAAACAUUUUUGUAAGAAAUUGAGAAAAAUUUACAAUUUCGAAGUUGAAAUUGAAAAAGAAAAUUGAAUUUGAAUGAUUAAUUGAAGAAAUUAGAGAGGUUGAAAUGCAAUAAACCGACGGAAUAUCUUUUUUUGAUCUCUGAAUCGAUCUUUUCUGUUUGACUUCUUGCUGUGUACUGCCAGCUCCGAAUUUGCCAUUGGAUUCAAUUAUUUCGUUUUAUUUCAUGCUGACGCUUUCUAACUCAAGUUUCUUUCUUUUUUUCAGUAUCCUCAUGCCCCCGCUGUUCUAUAUCUAUGACAAAUUUCUCACCUGAAUUCACAAAAUGACGCAUUUUUCAACGCUUCUCACAGUUGGAACGAGGUCACAGCAUUUGGGGACAAACAUGGCUGAUCAGCGGAGGGAACAAUGGCAACGAGGGUCACUCUGUAGAAGGUCGUGAAGUCUUUUCGGCUGCACAGGCCUUCAGAACACGCGACUCUCACUUUCCGAUUGCCCUCGCAGGAAAUUUUUUUGAAAUUUCCACGAGAUGGCAGAUCUUAUCGCCUACAAUUCUCAGCCCUUUCAACUACCUCUUUGUUCUUUCUCUCAGCUUUUUUGUAAGAAUGCAUCUUUUCCAGUUCGAAAUCGUUCUACUUCUCACUCGGUUUUCUUCGAUUUCUCCUCCGCAUCUACGGCGUCACCUCCAUAGGAAUCCUAAUAUUGAAGCCAUUCAUUUCCACGUUUCAUGAUUAAUCUUACCGCUUAUUGGAUUUUCAAUAGACUUCCUUGUUGAGUUUGACGAUUAACGUGGCGAAAUUUUUUAUCAAACUGUUGAAUAGGAAAAACAAUUACACGAAGGUUUUCAAAACUGUGGGAGAGACUGUUCUCCUGUAGAAGCUUCAAGAAGAGUUUUUUGUUUUGACGUAGACAAAGUGCCCAGAGUGGCCACUUGCGCCAGUUUGAAAUGUUGACAUCACGGCUUUCGCAAUGGAAUAAAUGGCAAAUAACAACAAAAAUCAGUGGUUCGAUUUUUGCAGAAGAUUUUUCAUUUAUUCUCGUUGCUGACUGUGUAAGAUGAACUACGGAUCCUCAUUCCAGGGUUUACGAGGUUUUUUUUUCCUCAACUUUUUUUUCUCUUUUUUUUGACGAAUAAAAUAGUUUUAACAGGUUUUCAGUCUUAUUUUUGAGUUUGAGAAAAUUUUUGCUGUUCUGUUGCCUAGGUGAAGGUAAGGAACAAAGAUGUUUUCACUUCACGCCUGAUAAGACUUUUAGUUAUGCUUGACAGAUCUUUAAUUUUAAAUGCCAAAAAGCUUACUCACUUUUUCAAUGUUGAGACGCACGGCUAGUGCUUCGCUAUUCUCUGGUUACAUGGAGGGUAUUGAAGAAGAAUUUGGUAUGUUUCUGAGUUUUGAAAUUUUAAACGGUGAAAAAAAUAAUUUUGACUAGUUUUUUUUCUUCAAAUUCGAAUUUUCUUCUCUGGCUGUGUGAGUCAUUUAGCACUCAGGAAAAUGAAAUAUUCUCUGCAAAAAAAGAAAGUUUUUUUCUUGUUGCCAAGGAGCUUCGAAAUCUUGGACACCAUCUGAUUUAUAUCCCUUUUCUGCUCUUUUUCUGAAACUUCAGUUUUUUCUUGAGAGGCUCAUUCUCUUUUCCAUAUUUUCUUUCAGACAAAAAAACUUGACCAAUUAGCAUUUGAAAGUGAAGGGAACAGUUUCUGUUUUGGAAACAUCGAGUCGUUCUUAAAAGUGGGAAUUUUUUUUUUGUCGAGAAUACAUUCUUUUGCAUGCGUUUCUAUAACGGUUUCAGAUGUUUAUUAGUUGAACGACGUUUUUUCAUUCGAUUUUUUUUCUUCUGAUUGACGCCGUCAUAUGGUGCAGACGUUUCUAUUCGCUUUUAUCUCUUAUCUCUAAGAUUUUUCCCAUUUCUUGCGUUUUUAGACUGGAUUUAGCGAAUUUCCGAUAGCAAUGAAGUGCGUAGAUGUUUAUAUUUGAACAUAUUCCGGAAAAUCAGGACUUUUCUUUUUCUCCUGGAAGUUCGCAUUUGGAACCCUUCCAACAAAUUUCUUCGAAAACCGGUCCUCAACUUAUAUAUUUUCAAAUUCGAAUUUUACGAUCCUCUCUCAACGAGUCUAACACCUCUUCAACAGAUAACAAUAGUUUUUUUUCCAUUUGAGAGAUAGAGAGCUGAUGAAGGCUCUCCGUUUUUGUUGAAAUGCCCAUAUCACCUCAAAUAGUCACGGCAUGAUAUCCCAAACGUAGGAAUGUCCAAAAAUGAACUGGCGAUCUGCCGAUUACGCAAUCAGGAACUCGCUUUUGUCGUUUCCUCGGUUCGAAUGUUUUGUUGGAACAAUCUGUUUUUGUCAGACGAUCCGUAGAAUUCAUCGUCAGCUUUAUCUUUCUCUUUCUCUUUUUUUUUUCAACAAAAUUUUUCUCAUCUGCAAUCUGAAAAGUUUAGCGGAAGGGAUGGUUUUGAGUAAUUCAUGGUAAGUCAUAGCUGCUCAGACUUUCAUUCUUCUAAUCUUGAAUUAUCAAUUAAUUAUCGUUUUUUGAGCUGUCGGACCUUAUUUUUGUUCACCUUUUCUACUUAUCUCCAUUUCUAGAGAUUCACAUUCCUCGAAAGCUUUGCAGAAUUUUAAAUGUGUUUUUCUUACAUAGCCUUAAGCCUAGCAAAAAAGGAUAAUUAUUUUCACAUAGUUAAUUUCUGGUAAUUUCAAUUCAAAGCUUAAUAUUUUGCAGUCUUGGCUUUGGCUGACAUCGAACGAGGGGAAGAAAGUCCGGAGGCACGUCAUAAACUGUGAGUUUCUUCUUUAGCGGCUCGUUUAUUUUCACGCAUGAAUGAAACGGCCAUUUUAAUAAUGCAAAGAUUGACCUUUCGCACUGAGGAAAGCCAUGAGGGUCUUGGACUUUUUGUUGGUUUCUGUGGAAAGUGAGGAACCGCGUGAUUUUUAUAUUUAAAAAAACGAUGAAAUAUCAAUUAAAGGUAAGUGCAACGCUAGUACAAAAAAAGUUGACGAGAGAUUGCUUUUAUGAAAAAGCUCAAAAAAAUAGUUCAAUAAAGGAAAAAAAGUGCACUGCAACUCCUCGAUGGCAAUACAUUUUUCAAAUUUUUCAAAACUAGAAAAAAAUAGAAAAAGCAGCUCAGGCGACGAAAAAAAUCGAAUUUUUUUAUAUUCAUUCAAAAAUCAGAUCUGAUAUGGUCAUUCGUUUGCACUUUUUGUUUUUCUCUUUUUCUACGUGUCCAGAAAAGUGCGAUUAAUACGGUGACAGUUGAAAUGAUAACAGGAAAAACAUUUUUCUUUUCACGUCAGCUACAGCUGUUCCCCUUUUUUUUUUUUCGAAUGAAGCGGUAUCUGUGAGAAAGGGAGGAGUAGGGAUUUUUACAACCAUUUAACAGUCUGAAGCAACGAUAAAAACUAUGAGAACAAAAGCCAAGUUUCCUCAUUUGGCUAGUCCCGAAAUACUGACAAAGCUUCUUGAAGUGACUUGAAUUUUUUUCCGACAAUUGAAAGUCUCACAUUUUUUUUUGCUCCUAAAAAGUCCAAAUUUUGGCCUCCAACCCUAUUUGAACCGAGAAAGUUGAAUCAGUCCAUGAUUUAAAAAGUGAGUACAUUCCCUUGUGCAACUGUCCUUCAAGUCAUUCAAUUUUUUUUUCUCACAAAUGCCUUUUUUGAUAGUCUGGGAAUUUUUCUGGGACGUUUGAAUUCAAAAAUAGUCUCUGAAAGUGUGUACGUUAGGGAUCUAUGUGUUGGAAAAAAGAAAAAAAAUUCAUUUUCCUCUGAAUAAUUUCAAGUGAUCAGUCUUCUUCCGGGUCGCGAUGACUCAUAAAUACUUCAAACUGCUUGAAAAAGCUCACUAAUUUUCGACAUUGCGUUUUUCAUCAAUCUUUAUUUCUGAGAAGCUCGAAAGUAGAUCUGUUGGAAUUGAGAGAGAGUUGAAGUCUAUCCGACGUUUCAGGAUGCGAGGCCACACGCCGCGGGUAGGCAGUCCGCGGCCGCUCGUCGUUCAGCAGCCUACGCCAAAGUGGCGCAACGACGAGAGCACCUCCGUCUCUUCUAACGAAGAUAUCACCGGUUCGCUUUGAAAAAAAAAGUUUGAAUAGGCCUGCACAUUGUGUCUUCAAUGUAAUAGUACAACGGCAAUCAAAAUCUUGAGAAUUUUUUCCUUUCUCUUUUUUUUCCAGUUGGAAAAAGCCAUAAUACAAUUCUCUGAUGUUACCUUGACCUAUUCAGACCAGCAUGAACCAGUGGUCAGAGCGAAAUGGAAGCGGCUGAAAACGGAGGCCAAGUUCUUCGUCGACGACAUCGUUGACGCCUUCGAAUCCACGCCUAACACCGAGCAACAAUUCUUCUUCCAGGUUGAAAUGAUUUCAAAUUUAUUUUCAACCCUGGAGAUUUCCAGAACCGUGGCAAGUUGUCGGCCGUGCAGCUAAAGAAAGAUCUCAAGCGAUUUUGUGAGCCUCUCUUUGAGCAUUCCGGUUGAAAAAGUUUCUGAUUGCAGGCACAGCCCUCCAUCCUUUCAUUGAAGUUCUGGCGGCUCUGUAUGACUUGAUCAUGUGGAAGAACCCCAUCUCGACGCUUCUUCUGACUUUGGUCUUUUUCAUGUUCAUUAUGAAAAUAGGAUCUGAGAACAGUUUAUAAGUGAAAAUGUGUAUACUUAUUGGCGAAAACCGUGCCGAAUGAUUUCUUGCGCUCUCAAUCUCAAUCAAUCAGCGAUUUUUUUCUUUCGUCACUUAUGUAAUCGACUGACCAGUGAGCAAUGAAAAAGAACUUCAAAAGCCAUAUCGAACAACGGGCGAGGUGCAGUAGUUGAUCAAAUGAAAAGCAUGGUCUCAUGGUCCCUCACCUCGUUCUUCUGCGCGAAUUUCAUUCAGUUGCGUGUUGACGAGCUCAGGAUGAAGCGGAAGUUGUAGCUGGAGCCAAAAGAGGGCGCUCUAGGCGGAAGCCUCGAAAUGAGAGCAACCACAGAAGAGUGAAAACUAUACACAGAACUCGUAGAAGAAAUUCGGUUUUUGAUUCAAUAAUUCAAGGUAUACGCCUACUCGGUGUUCCGAGGUUGGACAGUCAUCUUGGUACUGCUUCUCACGCUGUUGCAGCUCUCGCUCAAUUAUCUUAGCGCUCGGAAGUUUUUUUCUCUCUGAUAAGCCUGUAAAAUGAACUCUCGUUCAGAAACAUCGAGAUCGGCCUGAUGUUUCUGCCUCGCAAGGAAGUUCCGCUACCAGGAUUCGAUAUUUCUGGUGCGCAGCUAAUCUUCGAAGUCGCCAAAAUGGUUCAAAACUUGGUUGGAUUUGCAGCUGACGUUCUCGAGAAACUCCACAGGUUUCAGAUUAGAACCAAAUCAAGUAAUAUAGUUUUUCCAGCCUUUUUACCUGGAAAGACGAGGGUGUGACGAAGCAUUUUCUGUUUCUGAUCAUCUACUGGCUGUUCCUUUCCAUCUUCUUCGACACUGGCACCUGCCUCGGAAUGUGUGGUCAGUUGAUCUGACCAUUCUUCAAAAAAGGUCCUUCCAGCUCUGACACUUGGGGUGCGCAUUUUCCUGACUACCUAUCUGUUCAGCCGUUUCCCCAAGCUACGGUACCGACUCGACACCUGGGGCUACUUCUACCGCAACCUCCCCUUGAAGUAGAGAAAGAGAGAAUGAAUUUCAGUUUAGGAAAAUUUUCAGAUCGCCUAAUAGUUCGGUUCGUCCUCACUAUCAACAGAGAGCAGACAGUGAAGAGCGCAGUGUUAGUCUCAAGUCUCUGAAAAGAAGAGUGAAUUUUUCCAGCAGACGCCCUGUUCGACAGGAAGACGUUCGACAGUGGCCGGAGAGACCUUCGAGUCGCGACUCGGCAGCAACUUCAACCUCGACCAAGGCUCCGCCGCCAACCUGCUUCUGGGCCAUAACAAGGUAGAUUGCCCUUGCUCAGAAUGUUACUUUGAUAAUUCUGAAGGUGGCGACGACGCACUCGGUUCCGACGACGGAACUCGCCCAAGAGGCCGCUUCAGUGUUCCUCGACGCGCGAUCACGACAAUCAUCGACAGAAGAGCCCAGCCGUUCGGAUUUCGGUCUGCCAGAAUCGGCGCGUUCGGAGUUCUCCCACGAAGAAGAGUUCCACGACGACUCCAGCAUCGACGACGACCCGAUCAUCGACAGCGUCAUUGCCUGUUCGUUUCCAAGAAUCAACUUUUCGCUUGAGAGGCUCAUUGAAGGAGCAGGCGGUUCUCUUGAAAUGGUCUUGGAAGCCAAUCAUUUAUAUCUACUUGUUUUGUGAAAAAGAAUGCUGUUGAUUAUGCAUUGAAGAUUUUCACAUAAGUUUAGUCCACUUGAAAUUUUUCGCAAAAGAAUUUUUUUUCUGUGAAAUUCUGUGAAAAAAAAGAUUUCGUCACACGUAAAUAAUCUCACGUCUUUUUAAAAAUAAAAAGGGUCAAAGGUACAAACUCAGUAAGUAAAAAGCUUUUUCGGAAAGAAAACAUGAACAUUUUCGGAUAAAACUAGAACUCCUCAGGUUAUUAAGUUUCACCCCCAGAAAAAAACUUUUUCUGAAUUUUUUUGGAAACUUGCCGCGUUUCAAUAAUUUUUAUUUUUUUCAACUUAAUAGUUUAAAAUAAUCGAGGCUCGCUUUUUUCUCUGGAAAAUAACGAGAAAAAAAAUACUGCAUUGCUUAUUUCCCUUUGCGAAAAGAAUGUGACGUCUUUACCUCUUUUUUUUUCAAUUUUUCAACAUGAAUUCUAUUUUCAAAUAUUCAGUCCGAAGUUGCGUGAUGAACGAGCGUGAGAAAAUCUUCCCUAAAGGCAUAACUUCAGGUAUUCUUUACCUGACAGAUGCGUGAGUUUGAGAUUUCCCCAAGAAAUUUUCAACUCUCAUCAUUACAGAGCGCUUAUUUUCCGACCGAGAGGUCCUUCAGAGCAGAAAGAGCCGACAAUGAUGCUUUUUCACGACAUCACCACCAUCAAAAAGGUUUUUUUUUAUUCAGAAAGAGCUGAAUGGCAAACUUGAAACAGAGGAUAAUUCUUGCCUUGCAGUUUUGUAAUUCAGAUAAAAUGAGAGCUAUGAGAAAAAAGCUUAAUUUGAUAAAUCCUAUGCUGAAGUGUUAACAAAAAUCUAAAACAUCGAAAAUUUCUUUGCAGUCAACUUUUGAAGUAUAAAUUGCCUUCAGCAGGUUCUUUACGCUUUUUUGACGUUUGCGAGAGAAAAAGAAAGUUGCGAAACGCGGCGGGUGCUAGUGGGAGAGGGGAGAGUGGUGAGGGAUACAACGACACGCAAGUCGCGCGGAGUCGGGGGCGCCCUAGUGUGUAGUCGUAAGCGGCCGGUUGCUUCUUCGAGACCAUACUAUACAGAAUCAUUUCUGCAGUAUGUAUCUCGCAAUCCCCAUCAAAAUGGCACACACGCCAACUGCGAUGAAAGGGAGACGGGCGGGCCGCGAGCGUGAAGCGCCGUAUUCACGGUUGAUGACCGCGUCGGAACCCAUUUUUGGAGUCCAACUGUGGCCUGCUCUUCUGAGCAGUAUAUGAAUAACUAUUUUUAAUAAACAGAUUCUGUCCUUGAAAAAGUAGAACUUUCGAUUGUAGCAAAUCGCAUGAAGAGUUUUCCGGCGCUCUUUCUAUUGAGUUUAAUUGAAUAAAUAUACUUAACUGCAAGUUUUUUUAGUGAACAUUCGACACUACAAUAACCGGAAAAAAAUCCCAAAAAAAGUUUUUCCAGGCUGUUUGCGUUAAGCUGCAAAAUUUAUUCUCACAGGGAUUCCGAAAAUUCAAAUUUUUUUCACAAAAAGUUAUUUCAUCAUCAUUAUUGAAGUCGAAAAAAAUUUUUGAUUUGGAGACGCAGUCUGUGCGUUCGUUGUCGUUGAUCACGGGCACACGGAAAAGCCUGGAAGUGACGGUAGAUGGCCAUCGGAAACCUCUUCAGUUCGUCGGCCUCGCCAAACGCGAUGACUUCGUGACUCGGGUUCAGCUCAUGUGCCGAAACGCCGGAGCUACUCCAAUCUUCUCAGAAACAAACUGA